Messenger RNA from Drosophila hydei, 2043 nucleotides. RefSeq names its product sodium- and chloride-dependent glycine transporter 1. Bases 184 to 1974 code for a protein of 596 amino acids. The transcript has 11 exons. Gene Ontology annotation, cellular component: membrane. Gene Ontology annotation, biological process: sodium ion transmembrane transport. The record is from RefSeq and is a predicted model, not a curated record. NCBI's taxonomy places the organism in Eukaryota, Metazoa, Arthropoda, Insecta, Diptera, Drosophilidae.
GAUGCUACGGAUGCUCUCGCAGGCCUCGCACUCAGUCUGCCGGCAUCGUUUCUUCUAAUUAGAACGUCAAUUUAAAUUGAGAUGCAUCGGAGGCUGUGAUUCAAUUUCUAUAUAUAAAGCAAAUAUUUGUGCAUAAGUAUAUAUAUAUAUAUAUAUUCGACAAUAACUACUAUCAGCUGUAAAAUGGUGUACGAAACCUCCUACGAGAGCGGCCGCAAGCCAUUCAAACCCGACCUAAGUCGUGGCAAAUGGGAAAAGCCAACGGAUUUCAUUUACGCCUGCUUUGGAUUGGCACUCAAAUUGGAUAUAUUUGUUAUUUCGUAUUGGUUUUAUUUCGACAUGGGCUUGUUUGGCAUAUUACCUUACUAUAUCUAUAUGGCUCUAUAUCUGGUGCCCAUUAUGGUCAUACACUCCUUUAUGGGUCAAUUCUCCAGCAGCGGUUUCAUCUCUGCCUUUCGUGUUUCGCCCUUUUUCAAAGGCAUUGGCUAUAUGAGUCUGGCACUAAGUCUGGCGAGUCUGUUGUAUUAUAGCAUCUUUGCUAUAGUCCCAUUGAUAUUCAUAGUGCAUUCCCUGCGUCCUGCUUUACCUUGGAGCUGUGAGAAUUUUGUGCCGGACAACAAUAUCACAACUAUCUGUAAUAUGACGGAAAAAGCUGUGGAUACACUUUUAUCCAUUGAUAAUGAAACGGAAUUAUAUUCAUUUACUAUGAUACAUGUGCCAUCCACGAUUUUCUUUCAACAUCACUAUGAGGCAUACAAAGAAACUCAAUCAUAUUAUAUUUCCCCAAGUAAUGAUUUGUCCUGGCACAUCGUGGGCUACUCAGUUGCCAUUUGGGCCAUAAUAACUUUAAUUUUCUACAAAUUUUCCGAAACUGCGAAGUUCGGUAAAUUGAUUCGCUAUAUGGUUGUCUCCACUUUGGUGCUACUGGUGAUAUGUAUUAUACGCUUUUUAUUUCUACCCGGCGCCUUGGAUGGUCUCACUCACUAUACAAAGCCUCAUGCGCAACACAUGUUCGAAGGAGGCCUUUGCAUGACAGUUAUAGUACUACAAGCCUUUGGCUCUGGCUGGGGCACCAUCGUAGCUUUGUCUAGCCACAACAACUUCAAGACGAACAUCAUGAACUACAGUUGGAUCAUUGCCUUCGGUCAGACACUCGUGUAUAUACUGUUUGGCAUGGUAAACUUUAUGCUCAAACAUUAUUUUCAAACACUUCAUUCCGAUAAUUUCAAUACAUUUGUGGAGGGGAAAUGGGCAUUGUACUUAUCAACCGCUAGUGUUCUGUCCACAAUGGAGUUGCCUAAUCUUUGGACUAUCAUGUACUACACCAUGUUGCUGCUGGGCUCAUUAAUUGUGAUGAUCACGCAACUUUUUUCUGUAUUUACGAGCCUUUUCGACGAAUUUGAGCUGCUGCGACACCGUAAACAGGAAGUUAUCUUUGGUACAUUGGGCGUGCUGUCCAUCGUAUCGCUAUUGUUUUGCACUAAUAAUGCCGUUGAGUACUUUUCGGCAUUGUCCUUGGACGCAAUCAUGACUCACAGCCUCAUGCAUUUGAUUCUGCUGCUGGCUAUACUUUGGGUCUAUGGACGCCAGCGCUUCCAGCGUGACAUCGAGUUUAUGCUGGGACAGCCAUUUGCCUCAUGGAAGAUAUUCAUAUUGCGCUUUAUAGCUCCGCUGUUCUUACUGAUUUCCUUGCUCGUAGGUAUAUUUAUUUCAUCAUUUGAGCAUGCAUUUAGCUCAGACGUUAUGGUAAUUAUUAGUCUGGCUGUGGUGUUGCUAUCAGUUCUCUGCAUUCCCGGCUACGGUGUCCUAAUAAUGUGCCAGAAUACGGGCAGGUUUUGUAAUCGGUUUCGACGCGCCUGUCGACCCAACGAUUGGUAUCCCACUGAAAUGGAGGAUCGCCAGCAAUAUGAGGAGGUUGUGGGCAAUGCUGAUAUAACACAUCAGCUCUAUGAGGUAACCGAGGAAGUGAAUUGAUCAGCCGAAAAACUGAUUGCAUUUGUGAAUAUUAUUUCCAAUUUAAUAAAAAGACGUUUGAUUUUUGAU